CGUGUUGUCUUUUGCCAAGACAUCCGUCCUGCUUUCCGCGUUUUCAGUGAUGAUGCGAACACGUAACGCUAUUUUGUCAUGCUGAGCUUAGAAACAAAACCCGAGUGGCUUGCGAAUAGUGGGGUAGUUACCGCUCAUCUGACAACAUGAACCGGGCACUUCGAAAGUCUCAGUCUCUGCGCAGCGUUUCGGUCCUCGAGGUGAAAAGUAAAUUUGGUGCAGAAUUCAGGAGGUUUUCCCUGGAUCGUUGUGAGCCUGGCAGGUAUAAAGACUUCCACAGGCUCAUUGUGCGUUUACAUCACCUGUGUCAAAUGGAUGUCCUUAUCGGCUAUGCGGAUGUUCAAGGAGAGCUGUUGCCUAUCAAUAAUGAUGACAACUUUUGCAAAGCUGUGACCUCCACACAAUCUUUACUGCGUAUCUUCAUUCAGCUACAAGAGGAAGCUGAUCAGGAUAACGCAGGUGCUGAUGAUGCAACAAAGCGAAAGAAACCUGUCAGCCACAGAAAACUACCAUUUCAGAUCAGCAUGCCACAGAACUUCCGUCCUGUUUCUUCCAUCAUCGACGUGGACAUCAUACCAGAAUGCCACCGAAGAGUGCGUCUGUAUCGCCAGGGCUCGGACAGACCUCUGGGCUUUUACAUUCGUGAUGGUACUACAGUCAGGGUUACUUCUUACGGUCUGGAAAAGGUUCCAGGCAUCUUUAUCUCCCGCAUAGUGCCCGGUGGCCUGGCGGCUUGCACGGGACUGCUAGCCAUUAAUGACCAGGUCCUGGAAGUGAAUGGUAUUAGUGUUAUGGGGAAGAUUUUGGAUCAGGUAACCGACAUGAUGAUUGCCAACAGCCACAACCUCAUCAUCACAGUGAAACCUGCAAACCAGCAUAACAACAUAAGGCGAAAAAGCUGCAUUUCCUCAAGCUCGGGACACUAUUUUGAUAGUACUGACUCUGUAAGCUACCCAGGGCUGCCUAUGAUAAUGAAAGCUUAUGGUUUAGGCACUGGCUCCGAGAGCGAAGAGGAUACAGAUGUGAUUGUCGAGAGCUCUAUCAAACACCUGUCCCGGCAGUUUUGUGCUUCAAACGCCUCUCAUUCUUCUCAACCACAUGUUAAUACUUCCUACCGGCCUCAAGUUUCUGCCAGACGGCCCAACUCGCUCAUUUCGGCAGCGUCCUAUCACUCCCAGCCUUGCCUCACCUACACAGCUCACACUGACCACAGCCUCCCUCUUCACAGGAAUCUGAGGGCCAAGCAGCAUUAUGGCUUUAAGCCGGCCAUCAGACAGGAAAGCUGCAGUACCCAUGACAUUCUCAACACGUGGCAUGUUGAUCUGAGUCGUCAUUUACUGUUGCCCCAGGGGGCAAUGGAGGAAGAUGGAAUUGUUGUCAUUUUGUAAAAGAUAAACCUUCUGAAACGACACCACCCAUGCUAUACUCUGCACUACAAGUUAUAAAUGACUACUUUUGCAUGUCACGUACGUGCUAUACUUGCAUGUCUUGCAAGUUUUUACUGAUAACUCUAAAGAUUACUAUAGAUUCUAUGUUAAAAGGAUCUUUUUUGUUAUACAUCAUCAAAAAUGUUGUUGUUUUUUCUUUUUAGUUCACCAUAAAAAUAAAAAGAAUCUGUCAUCUUGGACUCACCUUUAUGUCUUUCCAAACCUGUAUGAUUUUCUUUCUUCUGUAGAACAUAAGAUUUUUUUUUUAAAAUCUUGGUGACCAAACGUUUUGGUGACCAUUGGCCAUUAAAUUCUC
Rhinichthys klamathensis goyatoka is the source of this 1743-nucleotide messenger RNA. RefSeq names its product par-6 family cell polarity regulator gamma a (gene pard6ga). Lineage: Eukaryota; Metazoa; Chordata; Actinopteri; Cypriniformes; Leuciscidae. The coding region runs from base 147 to 1388 and encodes 413 amino acids. Gene Ontology annotation, biological process: centrosome cycle; establishment or maintenance of cell polarity; regulation of cellular localization. Gene Ontology annotation, molecular function: protein kinase C binding. The transcript is spliced from 3 exons. The record is from RefSeq and is a predicted model, not a curated record. Gene Ontology annotation, cellular component: nucleus; apical plasma membrane; cell cortex.